AAAGUGCAAACAGUAGUAAAUACUUAUACUUCAAAUAGCCUAAGCCUAUUCUAAAAUUCGUACAAACCAAAGAAAGCUAACAGUGUAAACAUGUCUGCUGCUUCCUUUCUCCUUCUCUUCCAAAUUUUCAUCUUUUUUCCUUUCACCAUUAAUGCAUACUCUGAUCUUGAAACCCUUUUAAAACUCAAAGAAUCCAUUGUUGGUAUUUCAAGUUCUGGUCUUAAUGACUGGAAAAAUAUCACAACAAAUUCCUCAACUUCCACUUUUGUUCAUUAUUGUUCUUUCUCUGGUAUUACAUGUAAUAAUGAUUUACGUGUUAUAUCUUUGAACAUUUCUAAUGUUCCUUUGUUUGGUACAAUUCCACCUGAAAUUGGUCUUUUAGACAAACUUGAAAAUCUUAUUAUGUUUGGAGAUAACUUAACUGGUACACUCCCUUUAGAAAUAUCCAAACUUUCUUCUAUUAAAUACGUUAAUCUUUCAAAUAACAGUUUUUCUGGUCCUUUUCCUAGAGAAAUCUUGUUGGGGUUAAUAGAACUUGAAUCAUUUGAUAUUUAUAAUAAUAAUUUUACUGGUGAGCUUCCUACUGAGUUUGUGAAACUUAAAAAGCUAAAGACUUUACAUCUUGGAGGAAAUUAUUUUCAUGGUGAAAUACCAGAAGCUUAUUCUCAUAUUGAAAGUUUACUAUGGUUAGGUUUACAGGGUAAUUCACUUACUGGAAAAAUACCAAAGAGUUUGGCUUUGCUUCCAAAUCUUGAAGAACUUAGGUUGGGUUAUUUUAAUAGUUAUGAAGGUGGAAUUCCAACUGAGUUUGGCUCUAUUAGUACACUUAAGCUUCUUGAUCUUGCUAAUUGUAAUCUUGAUGGUGAAAUUCCUCCUAGUCUUGGAAAUUUGAAGAAGUUGCAUUCUCUGUUUCUACAUGCCAACCGUCUUACAGGUCACAUACCAUCUGAACUCUCUGGUUUAAAGAGCUUGAUGUCUCUAGACCUGUCCAUUAACCAACUCACUGGAGAAAUACCAGAGAGUUUCGUGAAGUUGCAGAAUUUGACAUUGAUAAACUUUUUCAAGAACAACUUGCACGGUCCGAUUCCCCCGUUUAUUGGAGAUCUUCCAAAUCUUGAAGUGUUGCAGAUUUGGGGCAACAAUUUUACCCUGGAAUUGCCCGAAAAUCUUGGCCGUAAUGGGAGGUUAUUGAAACUGGAUGUUACUGGCAAUCAUUUUACUGGAAGAAUACCUCCUGAUUUGUGUAAAAGUGGAAAGUUGAAGACUUUAAUUCUAAUGGAAAAUUAUUUCUUUGGUCCAAUUCCUGAACAACUUGGUGAGUGCACAUCGUUGACUCGAAUUCGUGUUAGGAAGAAUUACCUAAAUGGUACUAUUCCAGCUGGUUUUUUCAAGUUUCCUCUAAUGGAUAUGCUUGAACUUGAUAACAACUAUUUCACGGGGCAGUUACCAACGGAGAUCAACGCGAAUAAUCUUUCGAGUCUUGUGCUUUCUAACAACUGGAUUACUGGAAAUAUUCCUCCAUCUAUUGGGAACUUGAAGAACUUAGUGACUUUGUCACUUGAUAAAAACAGAUUAUCUGGUGAAAUUCCUCAAGAAAUUGCGAGUUUAAAGAAACUUGUGACCAUCAACUUGAGUGGCAACAAUUUAACAGGUGAAAUCCCGAGUUCCAUUGCUCUCUGCUCGGAACUAACAUUAAUUGACUUGAGCAGAAACCAAUUGGCUGGUGAAGUUCCAAAAGAGAUCACCAAAUUAGACAGCUUGAACGUGCUCAACCUGUCGCGAAACCAACUGAAUGGUGCCAUUCCUGGAGAUAUUGGAGUGAUGAGUGGUUUAACAGUUUUGGAUCUUUCUUACAAUGAUCUUUCUGGGCGGAGACCGACCAACGGACAGUUAAAAUUCUUCAGUGACAAGUCUUUUGUAGGAAAUCCUAAACUCUGUUCGCCCCGUGCUACAUUUUGUCCCUCAGCUUCAAACUCAGCUCAAAACUCCCACAAAAGCCAUUCUGGGAAAUUUACCACUACACAAUUGGUUGUUAUAAUAAUCAUUUUAGUCACUGUUGCAUUGCUGUUGGCUGUUACGUGGGUGUUUGUCAAGAAGGAAAAGUUCAAAAAUUCAAAGAUUUGGAAGCUAACAGCAUUCCAGAAACUUGAUUUCAGAGCUGAGGAUGUUUUGGAGUGUUUAAAAGAAGAGAACAUAAUUGGAAAAGGUGGAGCUGGGGUAGUGUAUCGAGGGUCAAUGCCAAAUGGCAUCGACGUUGCAAUAAAGAAACUUGUAGGCAGAGGAACCGGACACCACGAUCAUGGUUUCUCAGCUGAAAUCCAAACACUAGGCAGAAUCAAGCACAGGUACAUCGUACGAUUACUAGGAUAUGUCUCGAACAAGGAUACAAACGUGCUGUUGUACGAGUACAUGUCGAAUGGUAGCUUAGGGGACAUGUUACAUGGUGCAAAAGGGGCACAUUUGAGGUGGGAGACGAGGUAUCGUAUUGCUGUUGAAGCUGCAAAGGGAUUGUGUUAUUUGCACCAUGAUUGUUCGCCUUCAAUUAUUCAUAGGGAUGUUAAGUCGAAUAAUAUUCUGCUGGAUUCUGAUUAUGAAGCUCAUGUUGCUGAUUUUGGCUUAGCCAAAUUCUUGCAAGAUGCUGGUGCAUCUGAAUGCAUGUCUUCUAUUGCUGGCUCAUAUGGUUACAUUGCACCAGAGUACGCAUACACGUUGAAAGUUGACCAAAAAAGCGAUGUGUACAGUUUUGGAGUUGUACUGUUGGAAUUGAUCACAGGUCACAAACCAGUUGGUGAAUUUGGGGACGGUGUAGAUAUAGUGAGAUGGGUUAAUAAAACAAUAUCAGAAUUAUCUCAGCCGUCCGAUGCAGCUUCAGUUUUAGCAGUUGUUGACUCAAGGCUACACAGUUAUCCUAUUGGGAGUGUAAUAAACUUGUUCAAGAUUGCUAUGAUGUGUGUUGAAGAGGAAAGUUGUGCUAGGCCUACUAUGAGAGAAGUUGUUCAUUUGCUUACUAAUCCACCUCAAUCUACUACUACUGCUGCUACUACUACUCUCCUCGCCCUUUGAAAUUAACGUCUAGCGCGGAUCAAGUGUCUGGUUGAAAACACGUAAAGUUAAAGGACCGGGAAGACAAAGUCGUGCAAGUAUAGAUGUUUAUUUGAAUAUUAGGUGUUUUUUUUUUGUCAUUUUAUUUUGCUUGUGUUUGUGUUGUAGUAUGCAAGUUGUAUAAAAGGGGCAAGAAGUAAAAAAGAAAAAUGAAAAAAGAAACUCCUUUUAAUUUCUGUCUAUGGGUUUGAGGAGGUUAUGAAACUGUUUCCACGGGAAAAAUAAAUAAUUACAACAUUGCAUUAUCAGUGGCUA
Messenger RNA from Nicotiana tabacum (common tobacco), 3357 nucleotides. Its product is annotated as leucine-rich repeat receptor-like kinase protein HAR1. Gene Ontology annotation, molecular function: ATP binding; protein kinase activity; receptor serine/threonine kinase binding. The record is from RefSeq and is a predicted model, not a curated record. Lineage: Eukaryota; Viridiplantae; Streptophyta; Magnoliopsida; Solanales; Solanaceae. Gene Ontology annotation, biological process: protein phosphorylation.